Messenger RNA from Aspergillus nidulans FGSC A4, 192 nucleotides. RefSeq lists its product as uncharacterized. The record is from RefSeq and is a predicted model, not a curated record. The transcript is spliced from 2 exons. The coding region runs from base 1 to 192 and encodes 63 amino acids. NCBI's taxonomy places the organism in Eukaryota, Fungi, Ascomycota, Eurotiomycetes, Eurotiales, Aspergillaceae.
AUGGUUGAUUACUUUGGUCUCCAUCAGUCGGGCAUCGCUCACUGGACGAUACGCCGAUCCCGGAACACAGCAUCAUACAAUUAUGACAACACCGUCAUCAUUAAUCCUCCGAAGCUCGAUUGCCCCGAGCCUGCCGUUCGACAUAUCGACCAGGACUUUUGCGUAACUGCCUCUGGGCCCCAGCUCCAGUGA